AUGGGUAAGAGAUUUUCAGAAUCAGCUGCUAAGAAGGCAGAAGGUCAGGCGAGGAAAAGAGAGCAGGCUCGAGUUAAGCAGAGGGCUGAAAUGGAAAAAGCUGAGGCUGAAGAAGCUUCUAAAUGGGAGCAAGGGUCUAAGAAGCCAAGUUCUAAGAAGUUGGCGGAAGAACAGAAAAAACAAGAUAAAUUGCAGGCCAAGAAGGAACGUGAAGCCAUGCUAGCUGCCGAAGAGGCCGCUUUGGGUAAAGGUGGUAAGGGUAAGAAACGUUAA
Kazachstania africana CBS 2517 is the source of this 273-nucleotide messenger RNA. It is a transcript of the gene LSO2, whose product is annotated as Lso2p. The record is from RefSeq and is a predicted model, not a curated record. Bases 1 to 273 code for a protein of 90 amino acids. Lineage: Eukaryota; Fungi; Ascomycota; Saccharomycetes; Saccharomycetales; Saccharomycetaceae. The transcript has a single exon.